CGCCCGGUUUCCCCGCAGCUUCUCCAAGUUCAGCAGCUAGUGACACACGGACUGCACUCUCGCGCUCAGCUCGGGAUAACGGACAGAGCUGCUUCUGAUCGCUCUGUAUCUCCAGAUCAUUUCCGCGCAUCUGUCAGCGAGACUCGGACGCGGAUCUGCAGAGGGACGGUGUUGUUGUCGUUACCGGGGACAGGACGCGCUUGGAAACGGCGGUGAUCCGUGAAUGGAUGCAUCAUGUCUUCGUUUGUGUGCCGAGUUCAGUUUCUCGACGACACCGAUCCGUUCAACAGCACGAGCUUCCCGGAGCCGACCCGAGCUCCUCUCUACACCUUCAGAGAAGAGCUGCCUCUGAUCGAGCAGAUCGCGGGGGUCCACAGGCUCCUCGGGGCCCCUCACAAGCUGGAUGACUGCGCUCUGCAGCUCUCUCACACUGGAGUGUAUCUGGAUCUGGAGUCGACUCUUGACGAGCAGAGAGAUGAACUCGAGGGAUUUCAGCCUGAAGACUGCGCAGGGAGGGGAAAGAAGCACAGUGUGAUCUUACGCACUCAGCUGAGCGUCCGUGUUCACGCGUGUAUCGAGAAGCUGUAUAACUCCAAUGGCCGUGACCUGAGGAGGGCGCUGUUUUCCCUCAAGCAGAUAUUCCAGGACGAUAAGGACCUGGUUCAUGAGUUCGUUAUGGCCGAAGGUCUGACGUGUUUAGUUAAGGUCGGCGCUGAAGCGGAUCAGAACUACCAGAACUACAUCCUCAGAGCUCUGGGUCAGAUCAUGCUGUAUGUGGAUGGGAUGAACGGGGUCAUAGGUCACACCGAGACCAUCCAGUGGCUCUACCUGCUCAUCGGUUCAAAGUUUCGUCUGGUGGUCAAGACAUCUCUGAAGCUGCUGCUGGUGUUUGUUGAGUAUUCAGAGUCCAACGCACCGCUGCUCAUCCAGGCCAUCAACACUGUGGACUCUAAGAGAGGCUGUAAGCUGUGGUCAAACGCCAUGGAGAUUUUAGCAGAGAAGGACGGUGUGGACACAGAGCUGCUGGUCUAUGUGAUGACCCUCAUUAACAAGACGCUGGCGGCGCUGCCCGAUCAGGACUCCUUCUAUGAUCUGGUGGAUGUUCUGGAGGAGCAGGGCAUAGAGAGUGUGUGUAAGCGUUAUAUGGGCCGUAAGGGAACAGAUCUGGAUCUGCUGGAGCAGCUCAGCAUCUACGAGGCCACUCUGGGGCACGAGGACGGCGUAGAAGACACUCGCCUUGACAGACGGACAGAGGGGCGGGGCUUGCAGAGACGCCGCAGCCACAGGCAUUCAUUGGGCAGAUCAGGCCACGCCUCCACACUCAGCCCCGCCUCCAAACACAGCACAAACUUCCAGGAGCUCAACGAGAGGACGCUCUCCACAGCAGCCAAACAACACAAAGACCGGCCUGCUGUGGACGGCCUGCUGUCGUCCUCGUACCGUCAGCAUCAGGAGUCUCUGGCGGCGGAGAGAGAGAGACGACGUGUGGAGCGAGAAGAGCGACUGCAGCGCAUCGAGAGAGAGGAGCGCAACCGACACAGUCGGGACUAUGUGUCCAACAUGGAGGAGGCCAGACACGCUCGAGAGGAGAGGUUUCGGACGGCCGAGCGACUGGCGGACGAAGAGUUUGAGCAAGAGCGAAUGCGUUCUGCGGCUCGAGGUCUAAGCCUCACUCUGAGCCCGACGGACACCUGUCAAUCAUCCCGCAGUGCCACGCCCUCCCCUGUGACAUCACAGGAUGAGCAGGACACGCCCAUCACGUCGUACCUGCCCUCUGAACCAGACACCAAUGAUCUAGAACCAGACGUGGAGGCCAGUCUAGAACCCGAGGAGAAGGACGUAGAACCCAGAGAAGAACAGGAAGAGGAAGUGGAGGAGAUGAGUGCUGAACAGGAAGUGGGCGGAGCCGAGGAGCGGGCGGAAGAGGAAGAGGAGGGGUCUGAACGGGAAGCGCCGGAUGGAGAAGCGGAGGACAGCGGGAUCUUGAGUGAUAAAGAACGACAGAACGAAGAAGUGAACGAGAAGGACAACUGCUCGGCCUCCAGUAUAUCAUCAGCCAGCAGCACACUGGAGAGAGAGGAUGGAGCCCCUGCAGGAGCCGAGACGGGUCAGUGUCCUCAGAGCGUCAGAGACGUGAAUGAACAACGAAACAAGAUCCUCGACAGCAAGCUCUUCAUACUGGACAUGCUCUACUCGCAGAGCAAGAGACCCUCGGAGGAAGACGAGGACGAAGACGAGCUGGCCGAGGACAAGGAGCGAGACGCAAAGGAAAAGGCUGAGGAUUCGUCGCAGGACGCGACACCUCAGGAAGAGAACGAUGCUCGGCACGAAGAAGACAAGAAAGUGGAGAACCAGAGCAACGUGCGAGCUUUUGCCGAGCGCUUCGGAGACAUCGUGAAGGGUCUCACCUCUCCACCAAUAGAAACACAGGAAGCUCCUCUUUCUCCUCCUCCUCCUCCGCCAGCUCCGAAGAAGGAGUCGGACUCUAUCUGGGACCAGCUGAUGGCGAGUCCGCGGGAACUGCGCAUCGGCGACAUCGACUUCACCGAUCUAGGAGACGAGGAUGACCAAGAUGUCCUGGACUCUGGGAGUUUAUACAGCUCUGGCGAUCUGCUGGCUCCGCCCCCUCCGCCACCGCCCUGCCCCUUUAAUCUCCCGGCCCCGCCCCCUAUGUUCGGCUGUCCUCCGCCCCCUCCCAUGUUCAGCAUCCGUGUGCCUCCGCCCCCUCCCUGCUUCUCCAGCCAGGCUCCGCCCCCUCCUCAGCAGCAGGCGGAGCAACCUCCACUCUUCCAGAAGAAGAAGAAGACCAUCCGCUUGUUCUGGAGUGAAGUCCGUCCCGCCGACUGGAUCUACCGCAACCACAAACGCAGCCAAGAGUCGCUCUGGUCCAGACUUGAACCUGUCAAAGUUGACACGGCUAAACUUGAACACCUGUUUGAAAGCAAAUCCAAAGAGAUGCCCGUGACUAAGAAAGUGGCAGCGGAUGGGAAGCGGCAGGAGAUCAUCAUUCUGGACUCCAAACGCAGCAACUCCAUCAACAUCGGUCUGACGGUUCUUCCACCGCCGCGCACCAUCAAAACUGCCAUACUCAACUUUGACGAGUAUGCGCUCAACAAAGAGGGCAUUGAGAAAAUCCUGACAAUGAUUCCUACGGAAGAAGAGACGCAGAAGAUCCAGGAAGCUCAGCUAGCAAAUCCUGACAUUCCACUGGGCAGCGCGGAGCAAUUCCUGCUGACCCUGUCCUCCAUCAGCGAGCUCUCAGCACGCCUGCAGCUCUGGGCCUUCAAACUCGACUAUGAAGCCAGCGAGAAGGAAGUGGCCGAGCCACUACAGGACCUUAAGGAAGGCAUGGAUCAGCUGGAGAAGAACAAAACGUUGCGCUUCAUCUUAUCGACCCUGCUGGCGAUUGGAAACUUCCUAAAUGGCUCCAGCGCCAAAGGUUUCGAUCUGACGUAUCUGGAGAAGGUUCCUGAGGUGAAGGACACGGUUCAUAAGCAGUCGCUCCUGCUUCACGUCUGCAGCAUCGUGGUGGAGAACUUCCCAGAGAGCACAGACCUAUAUUCUGAGAUCGGCGCUGUCACACGCUCCGCAAAGGUGGACUUCGACCAACUGCAGGAGACUCUGACUCAGAUGGAGUGGCGCUGCAGAGCAUCAUGGGACCACCUGAAAGUCAUCGCAAAGCAUGAGAUGAAGCCGGCACUGAAGCAGAAGAUGUCGGACUUCUUAAAGGACUGCGCUGAGAGAAUCAUCAUCCUUAAAACUGUCCACCGCAGGAUCAUGAACAGGUUUCGCUCAUUUCUGCUGUUCCUGGGUCAGCCGAUGUACAGUGUUCGUGACAUCAGCGUGACUCGGUUCAGUAAACUGCUCAGUGAGUUUGCUCUGGAGUAUCGCACCACACGAGAGCGUGUCCUCCAGCAGAGACAGAAGCGCGCCGAUCACAGAGAGAGAAACAAGACGAGAGGGAAGAUGAUCACAGACAUCAACACACAGACGGAUGAUGAAGAGGACAGUGAGGUGGGUCAUGUGUGUGUGAGCAGCAGCAGUAACGCUCCCGUCGAGCCGCAGAUCGAGCCGCAGAGUUUGUGUCACGCUGAAGAAACAGCUGAACACGAGCAGAUGAAGGCCGUGCUGAAGAGCAGCCUACAGAGAGAAGACAAUGACAGCACCGGAGCGAGGGUCCUCAGGACACGCACACGCGCCAGCAGAGGCCGCACUGCAUGGACUGCAGCGAGCGAAGAGUCUCAGUGCACGACAGACGACGCUGCAGACGAGAUCAUGGAGAGAAUCGUACGAUCAGCCACUCAGAGUCCCAGAGAACGAACGCAACCCCGUGAACGCCGCCGCUCUCGCGUGAACCGCAAAUCACAGACUAAUGCUAACAUUGUGUCUCAGUGAGGAGGACUCUGAAAGGCGGUCUGACCGCAGAAGAAGCUCAAGCGCUGGGAUUGGACACAUCAGAGAUGCCUUUGUAAUGGGACAUCCCGUCCAAAGCACACUGAGGCUGUUGACUUCAGCAGAACUCAUCUCAAGACAAGAGAAAAUCCAACAUACCAAAGUAAAAACAUGGUUUAAUAAUGAAACUGAAGAAACUUUCACUGGUCAUAUAUACAGCAAAGCUCCGCCUCCACACACUGUGUGUUUGAUUCUAAGCCACGCCUCCUCGUUACAUACACGCCUCACCAGCCAACCGCAGGCCGUCACUGUGAUGAUGUAAAAUCCCUUUACAGUUUAGUUUAAUGAAAGGGAAGAUAAGAUGUUUUUACCCCGACUGAACACUAUCUCAGGGUUUGACUGUCAUUUUAUGUUUGCAUCGGUCAGAUCAGUGAAACUGUGCUCUGAUACUUUGGAUUAUUUAUUGUUAAAUGUACAAAAUGAAGGGACGACUUUCAACAGAUAUUUAACGUGUGUAUAUUUUAAAUCCUACAAUCCUAGAUGUGGUUUUCAGACAGUAAAACUCCUUUAAAACACAAACAGACUCUUUUGUGCAGUUCAGUUUUAUAUCUUUAACCCUCAUAAUUCAGAAGAAAUAUAGAAAGAUAUUUAAACAAUGCAUAGUUUUUAGUAAGGGAACCAAACUUUGCAGAUGCGUUAAGAUCCUUGAAAUACACAUAGUUUAUUUUUU
Messenger RNA from Carassius auratus (goldfish), 5122 nucleotides. It is a transcript of the gene fhod3a, whose product is annotated as formin homology 2 domain containing 3a. Bases 235 to 4395 code for a protein of 1386 amino acids. Gene Ontology annotation, biological process: cortical actin cytoskeleton organization; sarcomere organization; cardiac myofibril assembly. The transcript is spliced from 26 exons. Gene Ontology annotation, cellular component: cytoplasm; cytoskeleton. Gene Ontology annotation, molecular function: actin filament binding. The record is from RefSeq and is a predicted model, not a curated record. NCBI's taxonomy places the organism in Eukaryota, Metazoa, Chordata, Actinopteri, Cypriniformes, Cyprinidae.